CCACAGAAUGCAUUCUCUUGGCUGCAAUGGCUUAUGAUCGCUACAUGGCCAUCUACAACCCACUUCUGUAUUCAGUGAGCAUGUCUCCCAGAGUCUACAUGUCACUCAUUACUGCGUCCUUUGUCGGUGGCACUUUAACUGCUACUAUACACACAGUGGCCACGUUCAGCCUGUCCUUCUGUGGAUCCAAUGAAAUUAGACAUUUCUUUUGUGAUAUCCCUCCUCUCCUUGAUAUUUCUUGUUCUGACACUCACAUAAACCAGCUUCUACUCUUCUCCUUUGCUGGCUCUUUUGAGAUAGUCACUAUACUUAUUGUUCUGAUCUCCUAUGGUUUCAUUUUGGUGGCCAUUCUUAAGAUGCACUCUGCUGAAGGGAAGCAAAAAAUCUUCUCUACAUGUGGCUCUCACCUAACUGGAGUGUCAAUUUAUCAUGGGACUCUCCUCUUCAUGUAUGUGAGACCAAGUUCCAAGUACACUAUGGAGUAUGACAUGAUAGUGUCAAUAUUUUACACCAUUGUGGUUCCCAUGCUGAAUCCUCUCAUUUACAGUUUGAGGAACAAAGAUGUAAAAGAGGCAGUGAAAAGAUGGUUUGAUAGAAAUUGGCUUAUGAAUAAAGUGAAUUUUCAUUACUGA
Galeopterus variegatus (Sunda flying lemur) is the source of this 632-nucleotide messenger RNA. Its product is annotated as olfactory receptor 5T1-like. The record is from RefSeq and is a predicted model, not a curated record. Lineage: Eukaryota; Metazoa; Chordata; Mammalia; Dermoptera; Cynocephalidae. The coding region runs from base 27 to 632 and encodes 201 amino acids. Gene Ontology annotation, cellular component: membrane. Gene Ontology annotation, biological process: G protein-coupled receptor signaling pathway; sensory perception of smell. Gene Ontology annotation, molecular function: olfactory receptor activity; odorant binding. The transcript has a single exon.